AUGGAUCAUAGUUAUUCAGAGGAAAGUGAUUCAAUGGUUGAUUUGGAAAGUGGUGAGAAAACAAUCCAAGAAGAUGGAAUUGAAGGUUUGGAUGUGGUUGGGAGGGAUAUUGAUGGGUUGGGUUCGAGCGACAAUGUUUUACAGUCUGGUGAGGUGGAGAUGAAAAUGGCAAAAGAGAAAAGGAGAAAUAGGAGCUCUAAGAAGCCUCCCAAACCACCUCGUCCUCCUAAUAGUCCAUCAUUGGAUGUAGCAGAUAUGAAGUUGGUCAGAGAAAUUUCUGAGCUUGCAAGAUUGAGGCGUGCAAGGAUUGAAAGAUGGAAAUAA
This is a messenger RNA of Juglans microcarpa x Juglans regia, 324 nucleotides long. RefSeq lists its product as uncharacterized. Bases 1 to 324 code for a protein of 107 amino acids. The record is from RefSeq and is a predicted model, not a curated record. NCBI's taxonomy places the organism in Eukaryota, Viridiplantae, Streptophyta, Magnoliopsida, Fagales, Juglandaceae. The transcript has 2 exons.